Epinephelus moara (kelp grouper) is the source of this 2444-nucleotide messenger RNA. RefSeq names its product vacuole membrane protein 1 (gene vmp1). The record is from RefSeq and is a predicted model, not a curated record. The transcript has 11 exons. Lineage: Eukaryota; Metazoa; Chordata; Actinopteri; Perciformes; Serranidae. Bases 300 to 1517 code for a protein of 405 amino acids.
UAUCUUAGUGUUGUGAGGCAGUCAGUGCUAUUUUGUAUUAGAGUUUAGUAUGAUAUAUUCUUUUUCUUACGCUAAUGUAAUUUGAAUGUCAGUUGACGAACCAUUUGCAUUGGCAGUCUGAUAUUUUAACGCCGAAGAGUCCUUGAUAAGGAUUUCACGACAGUCCCACAGCGUCUGUCAUAUUGUCUUGGUCAGUAGGGAGCAAAACACCAGCGGGGAGGACACUGUUACACAAGAGACACCAACUCGCCGCUCUUUUUCCCAUCCAGACUGCCUGACCUGCUGAAACCUUGAUUGACAUGGCAGCCAAUGGAGCAAGCUGUGAGCAGCCACAGAAACGUGCAGGAGCUAAAGACAAACAGAAUGGCAAGUCGACAGACUCUUCAGUAAGAGAGAGGCGACAGAAAGAUAAGGAGGAGCGCCUGUCUCUGGUGUUAUGGAGGAGGCCUGUCACCACAUUACAUUAUUUUCUCCUGGAGACCCUUAUCAAGCUAAAGGAGUGGACGUUUAAGCUUUGGCAACGGCGAGGCACAGUGUUCUUAGUUUUGGUGUUAUGUUCUCUGUUCUCCAUCGCCUACUCCACUGAGGGAGCACACCAACAAUAUGUUAAUUACCUGGAGAAGAGGUUCCUAUGGUGUGCCUACUGGGUAGGCCUUGGGAUCCUGUCUUCAGUAGGCCUCGGGACUGGCCUGCACACCUUUCUCCUCUAUCUGGGUCCUCAUAUAGCGUCAGUAACCCUGGCAGCAUACGAGUGCAGCUCCACGGACUUCCCAGAGCCUCCGUACCCAGACCAGAUUGUCUGCCCCCAAGGUGAAGGCUUGGAGGGAAGCAUCUCCCUCUUCUCAAUCAUGUCAAAGGUCCGCCUGGAGGCCUGCAUGUGGGGGGCAGGCACUGCCAUUGGAGAGCUGCCUCCAUAUUUUAUGGCCAGAGCGGCUCGUCAGUCAGGAGCUGAUCCGGACGAUGAAGACUACGAGGAGUUUGAGGAGAUGCUGGAGCAGGCUGAGGGCGCCCAGGAUGUUGUCACAAGAGCAAAACUGGGAGUUCAGCACAUGGUGCAGAAAGUGGGCUUUUUUGGGAUCUUGGCCUGUGCCUCUAUCCCCAAUCCUCUCUUCGACCUGGCUGGAAUCACAUGCGGCCAUUUCAUGGUUCCCUUCUGGACCUUCUUUGGAGCAACUCUAAUUGGGAAAGCAAUCAUCAAGAUGCAUAUACAGAAACUAUUUGUUAUCAUCACCUUCAGCAAGCACAUAGUGGAGCAAAUGGUGUCACUCAUUGGGUCUGUGCCCAAAGUGGGACCAUCACUUCAGAAGCCCUUCAGUCAGUACCUGGAAGCACAGAGGAACAAGCUGCACCAUGCUGGAGGAAGUAAACCAGCGGAUGAGAACUGGCUGUCGUGGGUGUUUGAGAAGGUGGUGCUGGUCAUGGUCUGCUACUUUGUCAUUUCCAUCGUCAACUCCAUGGCUCAGAGCUACGCCAAGCGGCUGCAGCAGCAGAGGCACUCGGAGGAGAAAACCAAGUGAUGACGAGACAAAAGCGGUACAAACAUCCAAGUGACUGUGUUUCUGCUGCUGCCGAGAGCCCUCCACUCGGCCACAGCCACUCACAACUUAACAACAAACCUCACCCCCCCUCCCAUCCAUUCUCAGAGGCUGACCACUCAAAAACCAGGCACUAUUUGUUGGCGUGUGUGCGCGCGUGUGCUUUUGAGGAUGUAUGUGCUGUUUACGGUUUGUCCCCUCUUCAGGUUUUGUAGUUCUUCCUCUCAUCUCACAAUCUAGGCGUGUGUAGUGCGAUUGGUUCUCUUGCUGAUCUUAACAUGUUACUUUAACGUUAAAUUAACCCAUUCAUUGACCUCAGAAGUAAAGCAGCGGUUUGGUGGUGACUGCUGUGUACGUGCAGUGCCCAUCAGAUGCUAUGCCUUAUGCAAGACGGGAAGGUCUGACUUCCCUUGAGUAUAGUUCUUGACUUAUUAACUUGAUUUUUAUUUAAUUUUGUAACAUUUAUGUAUGGAUGGAUCAUGACUUGUUUGUACAGCGUGCUGCCAAGGUAACUGCUAUGGAUGGUCUUUCUUUUCAGGGUUUAAUUUUCCUCAUGUUUUUGUCCUGUUAUACAGUAAAGACCAAUAUGUCUCUUUUUUGUCUCUGGAAAUUGUCAGUUUAAAAUGGUGAGAAAAAAAGCAAUAUCAACUUAAAACAGUGUGGUAUUGAUAGUUUGCACAUUGUGUAAAUAUCUUAAUAUCUUUUUGACAGUAUGCGCAGAUGUAUUUCUAUUCUAAUGGUCUGUGUGGACAUGAGUUAAACUUGAACCAAAACAAAACAAAACAAAAAAAAUAAACGGUGAUAUCAUUUGUAUAGUGACAUUGUACUCUCAGCUAACUAGUCCCAUUUCUAUUCUGUACAUUUAGGUUGAACCUUGGAUCAGAUCAUAUAUAAAACAUGUAAAUCAUG